This is a messenger RNA of Miscanthus lutarioriparius, 1047 nucleotides long. The record is from the annotation of a GenBank genome assembly. NCBI's taxonomy places the organism in Eukaryota, Viridiplantae, Streptophyta, Magnoliopsida, Poales, Poaceae.
AUGGCGAUGGCCAAUUAUCCUCAUGUUUCACCAUUCCCUAAGAAAUUUCCCAUGCAGCCAGAGAGGAAGCCUUCUUUUGGUCAAUCUUCUCAGUCCAGCUACUCGAAGAUUCUCCCUCUAUUCCGCCCUAAAUCUAAUUCAAGAUCCAGACCAGAGUCCCCAGCAUCUACUGAUGGUGUAUCACAAAUUCCUGGUCGGGCCAUGGAUAGCCUCACUCCCAGUCCAAGGUCAAGAUUUCCAGCUGCAGAGGCAGCCCCCUAUGUGCCAGUUGGGCACUACCGUAUGCCUUGCCACAGCAUGGCUCCUUCAGUCACAAUUAGGACUGCUGUUCCUGUGUUCUCUGCUCCACCUCUCCCACCUCCUUCUGCACGCCCACAGCAGCUUCCUCCACUCAUGAGCCACCCACCACCGAUUCGGAUGGCAUCUCCAGUUCGCAUGAGGCCAGCCUCUCCAAUGUUUGCCUCAGCUGCAGUUCAAGGGCCGAAACUUGUGAUGCCUGUUCAGUUAAAGAAUGUGCAAGAUCAAUCAAGGAAGGAAACAGCUCCAUCUGUGAUCCCUGUUCAGGUAAAGGAUGUGCAAUACCAAGCAAGGAAGAGUUCAAUGUCUCCUGUGAUUCCUGUCUCAGUAAAGGAUGCACAACGCCAGCCUCUUGUGGGAUCACUAUCAACUGCAAUCCCAGUUCAGAUGAAGGAUAUGCAAACCCAAGCCCCAAAGGAAUCACUAUCAACUGCAAUCCCAGUUCAGAUGAAGGAUGUGCAAACCCAAGCCCCAAAGGAAUCACUGGCAGCUCCAGUUCCAGCAAUCAGGCCUUCCGUUAAGAUUGAUUUGCCUGCUCAAGGCAAGGAAGCUUCAGCUGGUGCUACCAGCGAAGUGCCAUCUUCUGCUACUGGGAAUAAUGCUGCUGUGGAACGCAGUACAUCAUCAGACAUUCUCUUGGCAAGGCAAUCAAGGGCUGCGGAUGGGGACGAUGAUAAGGCGGAAGCUAAGCACGAGGCCGAGGCUCAAGCAGUGGCAGAGGCAGCCAUCAGGCAGCUGGAGAUCAAUUGA